AUGGCUCCCAAGAAGAUUGUCGUGUUCGGCAUCACCGGCGUGCAGGGCGGCAGCGUCGCGUGCUACCUCCUCGAGGACGGCAAGGACAAGUUUGACGUGUGGGGCGUGUCGCGGAGCAAGACGAGCGCCAAGGCCAAGGAGCUCGAGAAGGCUGGUGUGACGAUUGUCGAGGCCGACCUCGAUGACCCGAGCACGUACGAGGCGGCCCUCAAGGGCGCGGACAACGUGUGGGUCAACGCGAACUUCUGGCUCUACUACGACGGGACGAACCCCGACGAGGCGGCCGCGCACGAGGUGCAGCAGAACAAGGACGUGAUUGACGCCGCGAUCCGGCAGGGCGUGCCGCACAUCACGUUCUCGGCCGUGCGUGACUUUGGCGACAAGUUCCCCGUGCCCCACGCCGACUCGAAGGUGACGAUCGUCAAGUACCUCGAGAAGCUGGGACACGACCACGCGCUAGUGUACGCGCCGUGGUUCUGGACCAACGUGCUCCUCUUCCCGCGUCGCAAAGAGGGCGACAAGUGGGUCGUGUCGUGGCCUGUGCCGGACAAUGCCCGCAUCCCAGGCUUCGACCCGGAGCAGGUGGGCGCGUACGCGCGCCUCGUGUUCCGCGACCCCGAGGCAUGGAGCGGCAAGAAGAUCUUCUGUGCGAGCGACAUUGUCAGCCCCGUCGAGCAGGCUGCGGCCCUCAGCGAGGUCCUCGGCGUCGACAUCGUGCCCCACGGCCUUACGCGUGAGGGGUUCGACUCGCCAGAGUUCCAGGCUCAGCUACCCCACGAGCUUGUGCUCAACUACAAGGCGAUUCUGAGCAUCGAGAACCCCAAGCCAGAGCAGGCGCGCAGUCUCUACCCCGAGGCGUACUACUUCAAGGACUGGGUCGCCAACACCCCCGAGCGCGCUAAGGCGUUUACUAAGUAG
Molecule: messenger RNA, 918 nt
Organism: Vanrija pseudolonga
Lineage: Eukaryota; Fungi; Basidiomycota; Tremellomycetes; Trichosporonales; Trichosporonaceae
Product: NmrA-like family domain-containing protein 1
Exons: 5
Coding region: 1-918 (305 amino acids)
Cellular component (GO): nucleus
Source: RefSeq, a predicted model, not a curated record